AGAAAAUCCGCUUCUUGUUUCGUGUUUGGGUUUGGAUUCGCGAGCUUGAAUUUGGGGUAUCAAAUCUAUAUCCGGUUUGGUUUCGGUGUGCAUUGUCGAGUUCAUGUUAAGAUUGCGAGUCGGUUUCUAGGAAUUUGUGGAUUACGUCGUUUUCUCGGUAACCAAACACUAGAAUGACCAAAUCCGUGGUCAGCAUUUUCCGAGAAAUUGAGGCCGAUUCUUGAGCUGAGUGAGAGAGUAGCCAAUUUGUUUAUGAUUUCUUCUCUCUGAUGCCAUUUCGGGCAGAUCUGGAACAGCCAACGUUCUCGCUUGAACUAGCUUCAAGAUGUUAAAAUCUCUGGGUCUCGGAAAAUUAAGCCUACUUGGAAAAUGGAGUAUUUGCAAUUUUCGUUUUGAUUUGCAUCGAAUCGUUUCAUUUUCCCCAACUUUCACUGGUCUAACUGCCUCAAGGAGGAUUGACCAUUUCAGUAAAACACUCUGCAAUUCUAUAAUUUUUGCCAGUGCUGUUUGCUGCUGUUUUGAGCCAGAAUCUCAAGGCACUUGAAUUGAAUCUACAUACAAUGGUUCUGGUCUCGCUUGAGAUAAACCUCGUCGGUCGGUUUCAUUUGGAUUCAUUUCGUAUGGCUCAAAGAAGCAUUACUGUGGGAUAAAAGGGUUUAGGAUAAAAUUGAUGGGCUCAUGAAGUUUUGGCUUUGUGGGGACUGACAUCUGAAUUGGAUGCAUUGGGUUUGUCGCCCUCCUUUAGUUGGAAUGAGUUGUCGAUGCUUUGACUUGUCUCCUAACCCUACUGAUCUAUCUCUGUAUUAUCUUCUCAGCUCGCCCAUUAUUUAAUAUAGCAUCACAUCUUAUGUUCUUGGUCACUCCUGACAUGUUGGCAAGUCCUUGGGAAUUCGACCUGAUGUUUUUUUUUUUUGGUUUAAUAAUUCGACCUGAUGUUAUAAUUGAAAUGUUUUUCCAUAUUGAAAGACAUUUAUGAUUCUUCUCAAUGUUUGAAACUUUUUCUUUUGGUUAUGCUGGGGAUUUGGCAAAUGAACUUACUCCAAUGUAUCGGAAGUUAGAGUUCCAUAAGUCGGUAAUUAGGCAACAUUCUAGGUUAUCGAAUCCUUGGGAGGUUUUAGUUUUACACAACCAAUAGAAUGAGUGAGAGUCAUGUUGUUUAGGUUGAGAUGCAUUGGCUAUUUUCUUUAUGCCCUCUCUUUUUUAUAUGCCCCCUUGUGUUAACUGAUUAGGCUUCAAAAGAUAUUGUUGCUAAUUUUUAAAUGAGCCGUUGUAUGUAAGCUAGAUUAGAAAUGAGCAUUUCAUUUCAGUAUUUCUUGGUCUGCUUCCUUGUGCACCCUUAGGGUCUGAAGAUGGUUGGUGUUUACAUACAGAAUAACCCCUAACGAGGCAUCCGAAUUCAGACGGUAGGUAAAUAUUUCAACAAUGUUCUCUACAUGGACAGGUAGGUAAAAACUCUUUAUCGAAUUCAGACGGUGUUGGUAGAAGAGAUGAAACUCGGGUCAAAAAAACGUUGGAAAUCACUUGCCCCUCUUCAUCUGAAAGGCAAAUCUGUGGCACGUUUUUGCUUGUUUUCCAAAGUGAAGUCAGAUAACUAUGGUCCAGGGCGUGCACCAGUGUAUCUCAAUGUUUAUGACUUGACUCCUAUUAACGGCUACAUCUAUUGGGCGGGCCUCGGCAUAUUUCAUUCAGGUGUUGAGGUUCAUGGUGUAGAAUAUGCAUUCGGAGCUCAUGAUUAUCCAGCUAGUGGUGUUUUUGAGGUUGAACCACGGCAAUGCCCCGGCUUCAAAUUCAAGAAACCUAUAUUUAUCGGAACUACGAGUUUAAACCCUGCAGAGGUGUGGGAGUUUAUGGAGGACAUUGCUUGCAGUUACUACGGCAAUUCGUAUCACUUGAUCGUCAAGAAUUGCAACCAUUUUUGCCAAGACGUUUGCUACAAGCUUACCGGUAAAAGGAUCCCAAAAUGGGUAAAUCGGCUCGCAGAAUUAGGUUCAUUGUGCCGUUGCGUACUUCCCGAGUCUCUCAAGAUCACAGCGGUUUGCCACGACCCAGAAGGCGAAAAUCCCGAGGAAGAGAACGAAAAGCGGAGUCUUAGAGGCUCGUUCAGUUGUCUGUCCUCGAUCUCAAUGCGACAGAAACAGCUCUCAACCUCGUCAUUGUUCCUGCAAUCACCCCUCAGAGGAUGCCUUCCACCAUGGCAACUAAAACGAUCAAAAUCUAACAGCAGUUCCUUGAAAGAACGGGGGGUUUUUCCGGCAUUCUCGUCGGUUGUUCACUGUUUGUGUGGUGUUGUAUGAUUGAUCAAUGUGUUAACUCUUCUCGGCAAUGUCAUUCUCGAAUAUGGUUAUCAUUUACAAGCUGGGAAAAUGGCAUAUUUCCAUA
Tarenaya hassleriana is the source of this 2379-nucleotide messenger RNA. Its product is annotated as deSI-like protein At4g17486. NCBI's taxonomy places the organism in Eukaryota, Viridiplantae, Streptophyta, Magnoliopsida, Brassicales, Cleomaceae. The record is from RefSeq and is a predicted model, not a curated record. The transcript is spliced from 4 exons. Gene Ontology annotation, molecular function: deubiquitinase activity. The coding region runs from base 1488 to 2294 and encodes 268 amino acids. Gene Ontology annotation, biological process: protein deubiquitination.